UGCGCGGAACCCCGGAACCAUUGAUAUUACUUGUCGUGUGUUCCUGGGGUACCAUUGAUGUGACGUACCAACGCUGGAGCGUAUUUGCUAAGCAGCUUUGCCUCUUUCAGCUACAUUUAAGCGGGUCAAAGGGAUCUUUUUCACAUUUUUAGAGAAUGUCCGAGGCCACGGAAACAAUCAAAAGCUAUGAAGAGUUGUUCGGUAAUAGAUUUACCUCCGAGGACCAAGAAUACCAGGAGUAUCUGAACCGACCCGCCGACCCCCCACCUAUAGUGGAAGACUGGAGGGGCCGGGCAGGGGGAAACCAGAGGGGCAGAGAUAACAGAUACAAUGAGCGUCGUGGGCAUGGAGAGCGUGGGUGGAGAGGAGGACACCAGGGCUGGCGUGGUGGAGACCAUCGCAGGCAGCAGCACUGGCAAGACAGAGACAGAGACAGAGGCUGGGGGCAUGGAAGUCAGUACAACCAGGGUUACAACUCCUAUCAGCAGAGGCAGCAUUAUGAUCGCUACUGAUUUUUCUUCUGUCGCCUCCAGGUUAUGACAGUAUUUAUACAGCAGUAGUUACUAUCUUAUAACUCAAAAUCUAAAACUGUUUGGCAAAAAUGCAAACUUUUUUUUAUUAUUGUUUAUGUCUUCCUCAUGUAAAUGAGGGCUGAGCAUUUUUCUAUUGUACUGUAUUUUUUUUGUUUUACACUGGAUUUCAACUUUUUUUUCUUUCUUCAUUCUGUUCAUUCCCAAAGUCAAGUUAUGUUCUUCUCUCCUUUGGAAAAACACGACAAUUUAAAGAACUUUUUAGAUCUACUUAAUGCACUGAGGGGAAAUAAAAUCUGGUCAUUGUUUUAGAUGUGCAGACUGCUUUCAUGUUUUUCAUGUAUCACAGUCGACACAUUAGUGUUGCAGAGUGGAGUGAAAUUAAACUUCCUAAGCAAAUGGAUUUGUGAAACUUUAUUGAAAAAAAAUGCAGCAAAAGCACAGACAUUUGGACAUUUAUCAAUAAACAUGUAUUUUCAUAAUCA
Messenger RNA from Oryzias melastigma (Indian medaka), 1015 nucleotides. It is a transcript of the gene ramac, whose product is annotated as RNA guanine-7 methyltransferase activating subunit. Gene Ontology annotation, biological process: RNA 5'-cap (guanine-N7)-methylation. The transcript is spliced from 3 exons. The record is from RefSeq and is a predicted model, not a curated record. Lineage: Eukaryota; Metazoa; Chordata; Actinopteri; Beloniformes; Adrianichthyidae. Gene Ontology annotation, molecular function: RNA binding. Bases 156 to 512 code for a protein of 118 amino acids.